Messenger RNA from Pogonomyrmex barbatus (red harvester ant), 954 nucleotides. Its product is annotated as putative U3 small nucleolar RNA-associated protein 11. Gene Ontology annotation, biological process: rRNA processing. Gene Ontology annotation, cellular component: small-subunit processome; nucleolus. Lineage: Eukaryota; Metazoa; Arthropoda; Insecta; Hymenoptera; Formicidae. The record is from RefSeq and is a predicted model, not a curated record.
CAAUGCAUGUAUCGGGUGUGCGUUUCUAUAGCGCUAAAUGUGAGGUUAUGUGACACGUGAUGUAAAAGUCAUCUGAAAUAAAUUAAGGACAAAACGCUACAAUUAUUUAAAUGCUGAAGGCACUACAAUCAUAAAAAAAGGGUGAAGCAAUAACGAUUUUCUUUGUGAAUAUAAAAAGAGAGCAACGUUAGAAUGUCAUCCUGGAAAAAAGCCGCAAAGGUAGGCCGAAAAAUCCAUCGGGAACGUCCUCAGCCAGAGGAUCAUGUGGGGUUUCUGGAAAGGAAGAAGGACUGGAUUGCCAGGGCCAGAGACUUCCAGGAAAAGCGGGACACAAUCAAACUUUUGAGGAAGCGUGCGCUAAACAGAAAUCCAGAUGAGUUUCACUUUCAUAUGAUUAGAUCUAAAGUAGUAAAAGGCGUUCAUCGGGAGAAAGACAAAGAGGAUCAACACACACCUGAACAGAUCAAAUUAUUGGAGACACAGGAUCUUAAAUAUGUAGCAUACAAGAGGAAUAUUGAAGCAAAAAAGAUAGAAAGGUUGCAAAGUCAGUUGCAUAUGAUUGAUGCAGUCAAUCAGAUACAGAAUCAACAUACUUUCUUUGUCGAUAAUAAUGCCGAGAUGAAGAAUUUUGAUCUUGCUAAAAAAUUGGAUACACAUCCAGCACUCUUGUCAAGACGCACUAAUCGACCAAAGCUGAGUGUGAUCAAAGAUAUGAAGCUGCCAGAUUUAAAUAACAAGACUAUCGCCAAACUCGAGCAACAACGGCACAUGCUCUACAAGGAGCUUGAGAAGAGAAUUAACAGAGAACGCGAACUUACGAUCGUGCAGCAGAAGUUGGAGAUGCAUAGAGCAUUGAAAGACAAAAAAAUCAAGAAGCCCAAAUUAGUGAAACCUGGCUCAAAAGAUGCUGCGCCUAUUUAUAAAUGGAAAUUUGAAAGAAAACGAUAACUUAUC